GUGAAUAUUAGUGCGUAAAAAUGAUCAAAUUAUCAACAAUUCUUAUUUUAAUUGCUAACGCAUAUGUUAUUGAAAAUAUCACCCUACAGAAUCACGGAACUGUAGUUUUAACUCCGCCUUCAGAGAACGUUCAUUACUACCCCAACAAAAAAGAAGAAAGUGCAAGAACCUUCCUCAAACUAUACAACUCGAUCAACCCCGUAGUGAUCCUAAUAGACGACACACAACAAAGUUUAAAUGAUGCAGCUGACUUCGUCAAAAACUUGUACACAAUAAAUCCCAAAGUGGAAGAGUUAAACUUCAUCCUCAUCAAGUUCAACGUUUCUGGGGCUAGCCCGGUUUUAGCAACCAGCAAGAAUAAUAGGCGCAGAUUUGACGAAAUUUUGAACGAGAAGGUCUCUCCCGGCCCUUUGAGUUUUUUGGGCUACGAAAAUGCGACUACGAGUGCUGUGUUCUUCGGUAUUCUGAAUGCAGCUAACUUGCUACCUCCAAACAGCGGCCUUGUCGUUUUCGUUAAAGGGGAGAUCGAAGAUGAGGAGCUAACCCCACACGCGCGGGCACUGGUGGCAAGAAAGCGAAUUCAGGUCUUCGUAAUUUGGGGUGGCAAACACGAUGAGGUUCUUUUAAAAGAACUGGCACAGUUUUCUCGUGGGGCUUUCUUGCGAGCGCCCGGGAAAGGGUUGUCCGAACUGUAUUACGAACAUUUUUUGGAAAAUAUAGGUACACUUACAUCAUCGUCGCUGCUUUUAUCCCGGAAAAACCUCCGCGGAACUCAUAACCUAGAUUUUCUAAUCGAUUCUGAUGUAACAGGUAUCCACAUAAGUAUAACCCCAGAUAUACCCGACGCAACUUUAACAACACCAAGAGGUUACAACAUCGAUGUUUUGAACGCAGACCGAGUGUCCCAAUUUUCUGUAGGAUCAUUUAUUCGAGAAAACGAAAUACACUUGAAUACAACGGCGACGCAGGACGUCGGAGUUUGGCGUUUACGUUUAGGCAACGCGCGCACACUUUACAACAUAACAAUUUUUGCACAUACUAAACUUACAACGAAUGCUAUUGUCACGGUCCAAAAUCUAACAGGUUCUAAUAAGAAAAACCAAACACGGCCGAAAAUUGUGAAACUGGGAAUAGUCGGUGACGUAAGCUCGAUAAGCAACGUUAGCUUUAUCGGUGAAGACGGCACACCUAUCUUACGCGAUGUCAAGUUUGCACCCGACAAAAACUGGGAGAAUUAUUUGACGGAGAACAUCGACGGCACUGGAAGCAAUGUAACAAAAGAACUUAAUAUAAGCAUAAAGAACGUUCCAAAGGGUCCUUUUUACGCUGUCGUUAAUGGAAAGGACGCUCAAGGUAUAUUGUUCCGAAGAACGACAAAUUAUAUAGUUGGCUGUUUAGGUAAUGAUUUCCAACGUCUAUCCUACGUGAGAAAUGACAUCCGGAAGGAGUUUUACCUACCACCUAUAACCGUCGACGUGGGCCUCGGGUCAGAACUCAUCACGCAGGCAUUACGACAACCGCAAUUGUUUUUUGAGGUUACCAAUAACGGAGAGAGACCCACUUUAGUAAGAUUUUUUGCUAGAGAUGAAAAGUCACUUCUUGUGUCAAUGGUUCCGCUGUAUAGGUGGAUUAAUCCGGGGGAAACGGCCACCGUGCGCCUAACCUUAACUACAAGACCAGGAGCGUAUCAAGAUGUCGUUACUUUCACGGCUGCCGGGUCUGAAACGGUAAGCAAAAGGGUCAUUGUGGAUGUCGGUGUUUUUAAAGAAGAUAGACGUGAUCCCGAAUUAGACUACCACUUUACGAGUGACUGCAGCGACGUACUUUUUGGGUCUUGUGAGGAUGGUACUUGGACUGUGGAGGUCAAAGCGAAGGAUACUGGGUCAGGACUUUUACAAGUCAUUUCUAUACCUAAAGGUCUAUACUUUCCUCAUGGUUUCACAACCGGAACUACGGAGGAAGUGACCGGGUAUUUCAGCGAAUCUUGCUGUAAUCCAGAUCUGAAAUUAGUGGCUUUUGACAGACAAAAUAACAGGCGGACACGACAUUUAAACGCUUAUCGUGCUGGUUUAGGUCCGGGGGCUAUCGCGGCGAUAUGUCUUGGAGUUAUAGUACUCUUUCUAAUACUUCUUGGACUCGGGUUCUUGAUUAAACGAUGUUGUAAGAAACUGAAGAAGAAGGGCAGCUACGAUCUACCUAUCUACCGCGGACCGCGAAGAUUGUGAUUCGUAUUUUUGUAUCAAUUACAUAUUUUGCAAUAAAUAUAUAUUCUUUA
Molecule: messenger RNA, 2275 nt
Organism: Zophobas morio
Lineage: Eukaryota; Metazoa; Arthropoda; Insecta; Coleoptera; Tenebrionidae
Exons: 9
Coding region: 21-2225 (734 amino acids)
Source: RefSeq, a predicted model, not a curated record